GGAUACAGUUAGAGAUAAUCCACUUCAAAAAUUUGUUUGCUGUCCAUCAAAAUUAUCGUCCCAGUCGUAAUGCUGUCAUAGGUACGCAAAUCCCGUGUCAUCCCAACAUCAGUUGCUCCAAAGUUGUUGCGAGCACAGAAAAGGUGAUCGCCGGAAUCAGUCUAACGCGAGCAACCGAGCAGAUAACAAGGCUGGAGGAAACUUUUGGCGAGCAGUGUUUCUGUGGUCUCACCCCGAACAAUCGAAGAAUACUUCACAUAGUGCUCCAGUGAACCCGCGAUCACCAAAAUGCAUUCACCGGGAUCAUCCGUGUCGGGAUAUUUGCUGCUGAUGUUGGUGCAGAUAGUGUUCAUAAUAGUGUUUGGAUUUUUCACGGAUUACUCAAAGGAUUUGCUACCGCACAAUGCAACCGUUGCGAUCGAAGAGACUCAAGAGGAGAAACCACUGCCGAAAUACCCACACUUCCAAGAUAUCCACGUGAUGAUCUUUAUCGGUUUCGGAUUCCUGAUGACGUUCCUCAAGCGAUACGGCUUCAGUGCCACCGGAUUUAAUCUGCUGGUCGGAGCUCUUGCGAUUCAGUGGGCCAUCAUAAUGCGAGGCUGCUACGAAAUGGAAGAUGGCAAAAUUCCACUAUCGCUGGAUAAUCUCAUCGGGGCUGACAUCGCUGCCGCAUCCGUUUUGAUCAGCAUGGGUGCACUGCUCGGGCGAACAUCACCGAUGCAAUUAUUGGUAAUGGCCAUUCUGGAAAUUGCUAUCUUUGCAGCGAACGAGUUUCUGCAACUCGAGAUGAUGCGGAUCGCCGAUGUCGGAGGCUCGAUUACGGUUCACGCUUUUGGGGCUUACUUCGGUCUCGCAGCAAGCUUUAUCAUGAGACCGAGUAAGGAGAACGCCAAAACUGGACCCAUGGAGGGUUCAUCGUACAGUUCAGAUAUCACAGCAAUGAUUGGUACGAUAUUUCUUUGGAUUUUCUGGCCGAGCUUCAACUCGGCUCUGGUUGAUGGGGCUGAACAGGAACGAGCUAUUAUAAAUACCUAUCUCUCACUGGCGGGUGCUACCGUUACGACGUUCGUACUGUCAGCUAUGGUAGCUCACGAGAAGAAAUUCGAUAUGGUCCAUGUGCAGAAUUCAACUUUGGCAGGAGGUGUGGCUGUUGGGUCAAUUUGCAAUCUUCUGAUCCAUCCAUUUGGCGCUCUCUUGGUAGGAGUAAUCGCUGGAGUGAUUUCAGUACUUGGAUAUCGAUUCCUUACGCCAGCCUUGUUGUCCAAACUACGUAUUUCUGACACUUGUGGAGUUAACAACCUGCACGGUAUGCCAGCUUUGCUAUCAGCGGUGUUCUCUGCCAUUUAUGCAUCCCUUGCAACGACCGAAACUUAUGGCAAUUCGUUAACCAGUAUAUUCCCGGCCAUGAAGGCAAACUCUACACUAACUGAAGAAGACAUGCAUGAAACGGUUAUCGGGGGGUACGGCCGAAGUGCUGCCAAACAGGGGGCUUUCCAAUUAUUGGCAAUUCUACUCACGGUUCUUAUUGCAAUCGUCGGAGGUCUGUUCACAGGACUAAUCAUCAAGUCACCGACCAUGCGUCAACUGGAAAUGGAUGAGCAUCACAAGGAUGACGCUUACUGGGAAACGCCAGCUGAAACGAACUCUACAGAGAAAACCGAUUCGAGCUAAUUGACUUGGGACGAUGACAGGGUCAGUAUUGGCCCAAGUAAAAAGCAUCCAGUCAGUAUUUUUAGAAUAAAACAGCUUUAAGCAUAAUGUGUAAAAGAAAACGAGCUUGAAAUAAGUACAAUGCAAACGUAGUUGCCAUAAAAACAACGAAUAAAUGUUUGAAAACUAUCGAAGAUA
Armigeres subalbatus is the source of this 1848-nucleotide messenger RNA. Its product is annotated as ammonium transporter Rh type A-like. Gene Ontology annotation, biological process: ammonium transmembrane transport; ammonium homeostasis. Gene Ontology annotation, cellular component: plasma membrane. Gene Ontology annotation, molecular function: ammonium channel activity. The record is from RefSeq and is a predicted model, not a curated record. The transcript has 5 exons. Bases 289 to 1671 code for a protein of 460 amino acids. NCBI's taxonomy places the organism in Eukaryota, Metazoa, Arthropoda, Insecta, Diptera, Culicidae.